CUAUCCCCCGUAAGCUACAAUUGAUCUUCAUAAGGACCAGAAUCGCUCCUCACUCCUACAGAACAUCAUGACCACAAAGACUGUCCCAGUGCUCACCCUUGACGGGGCGCGCAUCGCCCUCUCUGCCGCGGAAGCGCGCGCCAAGGAAAUCAAAAUACCCAUGAACAUCGCAAUCAUGGACAACGCAUGUCAUCUCCUCGCAUUCGCACGCAUGGAAGGGGCCAAAUUUACAUCAAUCAACAUUGCAAUCGACAAAGCCUAUACAGCAGCAGGCCACCGCGCACCAACAAGCAUCUACAAGGAAAACGUUUGGCCUGGCGGCCCUGCCUUUGGAAUCAACAAUAGCAAUGGGGGCAGGUUUAUGACUAUUGCAGGUGGAGUGCCCAUUACGAAGGAUGGGGUAGUUGUAGGCGCUAUCGGGGUUAGCACAGGGACGCCAAGUCAGGAUGAGGAUGUUGCUAAGAGAGGGGUUGAGGCUGUUGAAAAGAGCUUUGGGACUAAGGCGAAGCUAUAGGCUGAUGAAAGAUUGAAUAAAGGGUGUUGGUAGAGAAUUCGGCGAGGAACCGCUUGGGCGACAACGUUCCAACCAAUACAUCAGUUCUAUCGCUUACUCUCCUUUUCGACCUCUUUCUCCUUCCGUACAUCCAGUCUCCUGACUUGGAUCAGAAUGUACCAACAUUGCCCUUCUCGACAAGUUGCUGUUUGGCUCGAUACUUACUCAGCCUCUAGCCCGGUAUCAUAUUCUUUGGCGAUGUACGACUGUUAUCGGGAGUUAGAUUCAUGUGCAUUAGAAAGUGACACACUGGGUAACAAACUGUAUGGAUACCAUCACAUUCAUAGGCCAUCAACUUAAGCGAUAGAUGUGAGCUGCAGUCGGAGCACUUGUGUAAUAUCUACAACACGUACA
This is a messenger RNA of Cucurbitaria berberidis CBS 394.84, 907 nucleotides long. Its product is annotated as DUF336-domain-containing protein. The record is from RefSeq and is a predicted model, not a curated record. Lineage: Eukaryota; Fungi; Ascomycota; Dothideomycetes; Pleosporales; Cucurbitariaceae. The transcript has a single exon. Bases 68 to 514 code for a protein of 148 amino acids.